GAGAGAGAGAGAGAGAGAGAAAUUCAGCACUGGAAGGAAUGAGGGCUGCCUUUCAUAGCACAGAGGGGAGACGCAGAGUGAGUCCAGCGAAUGGCAAGGCGGAUAAUUGGGAGCUGUACAUCUGCCAGUUCUAUAAGGCCUCCCAUUCAGACAGCUUAAUUGUCCGCAAGGCUUUCCCCCACCCCCUCUCCCUCGCCCCUGAUAAAGAUCCUUCAGCUGGUAUUACUGAUUGUAUCCUUGGCUUAUUGUGUAAAAAUAAAAAAUAAAAAUCUGUGGGGUUGCGUUCAAUCUGGAGAUCAGCCUCUAAUCCCUUUCCAUCACUCCGAGGAACAUGGCAUGCCACCGCAGCUGCCCCCCGGAGCACACCUGAAAUUUUUGCCCCUCGUGUGGAAGCCAGGGGUGUGUGUGGCGGAGGGGGGAGCAUUUGGAGGCAGGGGGGGGGAAAUGGUUGCUGCUCCUGGUCAGUGUUAACCAAAAAAGAAGAAAAAAGAAAAUUGGAGCGUGUGCAUGUUUUGGGGGACGCAUCCAUUCUCUCUGAGCUUUGACCAAAGUGAAAACGUAGAGCUAUGGAGUCUCCGACGAAGGAAAUUGAAGAAUUUGAGAGCAACUCUUUGAAAUACCUGCAACCGGAACAAAUAGAGAAGAUAUGGCUUCGCCUCAGAGGACUGAGAAAAUAUAAGAAAACGUCACAGAGGUUACGAUCUUUGGUGAAGCAGCUAGAGAGAGGAGAGGCUUCUGUUGUUGACUUGAAAAAGAACUUGGAAUAUGCUGCUACAGUACUUGAAUCUGUGUACAUUGAUGAAACCAGGCGUCUGUUGGAUACGGAAGAUGAACUCAGUGAUAUCCAGUCAGAUGCCGUGCCCUCGGAAGUACGGGAUUGGCUGGCUUCUACUUUCACACGGCAAAUGGGGAUGAUGCUGAAAAGGAGCGAGGAGAAGCCACGGUUCCGAAGUAUUGUGCAUGCCGUUCAGGCUGGGAUAUUUGUGGAGAGAAUGUACAGACGGACAUCCAAUAUGGUUGGACUUAGCUACCCACCAGCUGUAAUUGGAGUGCUAAAGAACGUAGACAAGUGGUCCUUCGACGUAUUUGCACUAAAUGAUGCCAGUGGGGACCAUGCACUGAAAUUCAUUUUCUACGAAUUGCUCACACGUUAUGAUUUGAUCAGCCGCUUCAAGAUUCCAAUAUCUGCUCUUGUCUCCUUUGUGGAAGCCCUGGAAGUUGGCUACAGCAAGCAUAAAAAUCCAUAUCACAACCUAAUGCAUGCCGCAGAUGUCACACAGACUGUUCAUUACCUCCUUUUUAAGACAGGUGUAGCGCACUGGUUGACAGAGCUGGAAAUCUUCGCUAUGAUCUUUGCAGCUGCCAUCCACGACUAUGAGCACACCGGGACCACCAACAACUUUCACAUUCAGACACGGUCAGAUACAGCCAUUCUUUACAAUGACCGGUCUGUGUUAGAAAACCAUCACCUCAGUGCAGCGUUUCGCCUUCUGCAAGAUGACGAGGAGAUGAACAUCCUGUCUAACCUCUCAAAGGAUGAUUGGAGAGAAUUUAGGACUCUGGUUAUUGAGAUGGUGUUGGCCACGGAUAUGUCCUGUCACUUCCAGCAAAUCAAAGCCAUGAAGAAUGCGUUGCAACAGCCAGAAGGAAUUGACAAACCGAAAGCCUUAUCGCUGAUGUUGCAUACAGCUGACAUCAGUCAUCCUGCCAAGGCAUGGGACCUACAUCAUCGCUGGACCAUGUCACUGCUAGAGGAGUUUUUCAGACAGGGUGACAAAGAAGCAGAGCUAGGGCUUCCUUUUUCCCCUUUGUGCGACCGUAAAUCCACCAUGGUCCCUCAGUCUCAAGUAGGUUUUAUCGAUUUCAUUGUGGAGCCCACUUUCACUGUGCUGACUGACAUGACAGAGAAGAUUGUAACACCUCUCAUUGAGGAAGCCUCCCACUCUGGCAUGACAGGGUUUAGGCGUUCCAGUCUGAAUAGCAUUAGCCCCUCAGAUGUUAAAAGAUCAAGUGUCAAGAGUACUGGAUCAGAAGGAAGUGCCUCUCUCAACUGCUCCAUUCUCACUGUGGACUUCAAAGGUUUCAAAAGCACCUGGACUGAGGUGGUGCAACAAAACCGGGAGAAGUGGAAAGCACAAGCAACCAAAGAAGAGAAAGCCAAGAAAGAAGCCGAGGAGAACGCUCAGCAGGGAACGGACGACAAGAAAACGGAAGAAAGCGAAGGGAAAAAGCCGGCUGAGGAAACCCCUGGCCCCAAGUCAGACAGUAGUAAAGAAGGCAAUUCGGGAGAAAGCAAGAGCACGGAAGCCAGCAAGACUAAUGUGAACGGGACUCGCCAAACGGCUGGUAGCAAACAGGAAGCUUCUCAAGGAAAAAAUGCAACUCAGGUGGAAAAGGAGUCAGAGUCCAAGGCGACAGCAGGAGAACAAAAGCGGCUUGUACAGAAUGGUUCAAAACAACUUAUGAAACCCGCACCAUUGCCAGAAUCCUCAAAUCGGCUCACGCUGCCAGAAAACUAAGUGAUUCUUCGGGAAAGAGCAUUACCUCCUCAACAUGCCAGCCCAAUUGCUCGGAGGCGAUUUAAA
This is a messenger RNA of Lacerta agilis (Sand lizard), 2585 nucleotides long. RefSeq names its product phosphodiesterase 1C (gene PDE1C). The transcript has 17 exons. The record is from RefSeq and is a predicted model, not a curated record. Lineage: Eukaryota; Metazoa; Chordata; Lepidosauria; Squamata; Lacertidae. Gene Ontology annotation, biological process: signal transduction. Gene Ontology annotation, molecular function: 3',5'-cyclic-nucleotide phosphodiesterase activity. The coding region runs from base 567 to 2519 and encodes 650 amino acids.